Lytechinus pictus (painted urchin) is the source of this 1898-nucleotide messenger RNA. RefSeq names its product oxalate:formate antiporter-like. Bases 114 to 1577 code for a protein of 487 amino acids. NCBI's taxonomy places the organism in Eukaryota, Metazoa, Echinodermata, Echinoidea, Temnopleuroida, Toxopneustidae. Gene Ontology annotation, biological process: transmembrane transport. The record is from RefSeq and is a predicted model, not a curated record. Gene Ontology annotation, molecular function: transmembrane transporter activity. The transcript has 11 exons.
GCAGACUAAAAAUGUAAAUACACUCCAGCUAGUGCAGAAAAAUUUACCGUAUGGAACGGUCUUGUGUUAAUUGAAUAUAUUCUACUAGUAGACCUAGACAACAAUAUAGAAUUAUGAGCCCUUCCGGAAAGUGGAGAGGCUGGCUUGCUGUGACGGGUGGAGUUUUGGUCCAUUUGACGCUUGGAACGAUUUACAGCUAUGGAAACAUGGCACCUUAUAUGACAUCAUACAUUAGGAAGUACAGUUAUCCUUCAACUCUAUCUUAUCAGGAAUCCUCAUUCGUCUUUGCCUUGAUGCUGUUUGGCCAGGGCUCCUCCAUGUUUAUUGGGGGUUAUAUUGAAGCCAGACUAGGCCCUAGAAUUACAACUCUGAUCGGCUGCUUGCUGGUCAGCAUGGGUAUGAUGUUGUCUGCCCUGUCCAUCCGAGUAUCUUUCUUUUUGCUUCUCCUAACCUACGGCCUCAUCUUUGGUCUUGGAGUAGGCAUAGCCUAUGUGCCUCCACUUGUCUGUGCAAUGAAGUGGCUGCCAGAGAAGAAGGGGCUUGUGAACGGUCUUGUGGUUGCUGGUUUUGGGGGUGGGGCAUUCAUCUUCAACCAGAUCCAGACGGGGUACCUCAACCCCCACAAUCUGGACCCGAAUGUGACAGAUUCGCAAGACCACACAGCCAAAUAUUACGAUCAAGACUCCAUAUUGGAUAAAGUCCCUAUGUCUUAUGUUCUUCAAGGAGGAAUCUACUUGGCCAUUCAGAUUGUGGGUGUUAUUUUGUUGAAAGAUCCACCAGAAAAUGGGGUCAACAACUCUCUGUACAACGACGAGAGUGGUCUCUUGGACGCCCAGACCCAGGCCAAGAAGACAACCCACAUGGAUGCCUCUGAUCCCGAUGGUCCCACAGAGGAAGGGGACGAAGAUGGCCACUCCAAACGACUCCCUUUUGGUAUUCCUUUCCCCCUGGAGAAUGGCGGGGACUCCAAGGCCUCUGGGCUUGACCUCCCUCCCAAGGUGAUGGUUCGGACUACCGCCUUCUGGUUGCUAUGGGCAACCUUCCUUGUCAACGGUCAAGGCAUCAUGUUCAUUUCAAGUCUGUACAAGGCAUACGGUCAGAUGUUUAUCCCAGAUGACCAUUUCCUUGCUCUGGUGGGAUCCUUUGCAGCCAUCUUUAAUGCUGGAGGGAGGCUGUUCUGGGGCUGUUUGGCAGACAGGUAUUCCUACAAGUUGGCGAUGGUCUUACUGACUGGAUCAAACGCUAUCUUCAUCCUCACUCUCAUUGCUGCACAGUACGGGGGCAAGGCCACGUUCUUUAUCUGGAUCUGCGGGAUCUUUUUCACCUUCUCUGGAAACUUUGUCCUCUUUCCGACUGCCACUGCAAGGGCGUUUGGAUCCAAGUACGUAGGACCCAACUAUGGGAUCGUGUUUACAUCAGUGGCUCUCUCAUCGGCGAUAGGAGCUAUGCUAGCUACGACCCUUCAUGAUCAUCUGGCUUGGUUUGGAAUGUUCAUGAUCAUGGCGGGAUUCUCCAUCAUCGGCCUCGUCCUCACAUUUUUCUUCCGCGUGAAGAACCAAGAAGGAAAUCAUAUAUGAGAAACCUUCAGUUUCCGCUGCACCAUACUGCAUAUGUGGGUAUUCGAUCACCAUGAUAAGGCGAUAUAUUGUCCCUCAUAAAUAUUCACCUCGCCGUGUUGUGGUGAAUAUAAUCAUAUCUUCAGCUUGGGUUAGCAUUCAGACAGAUCAUUGUGGUUUUUCAUACAGCUGUAUGUAAGUUACUCAUAAUUUUAAUCACACAAUUGGUUAACACUGAGUGAUUUGUGUUCACAUCAUAUUUUUUCAACUCUCAUUGAUAUCUGAUCUGAGCCUUGUUAUAUCGCCCCAAAUCCACUCUGUCGAUUGCUCAACGUUCUUUUC